CUAAAUUAUACAUACAGUCUGGUGUACACGAAAGCCUUUCACUGCUGGCAAGGACUUAUGUGAACAGCGAGUAACUAAUUUUGUACCAGUGAUGGUACAUACCGUGUAGGCGAGUGAUAACACUAUCCGUAAGCACACUCUCUCUGUCUACAGCAACGAUGGAUCUAGACCUCGAGUUAGAUGUAGAUGAUCAAGGUGGCGAGGAUGGUGGCGAGGAUGAUGUACACGAAGACGAUAGUCUGGACAUACCGGCUUCGCUGGAGGAUCGCAAAGUCAGGGCUAAUCGGCUCAAAGCGGCUGUUCUUUGGACUGUGGGUAACAUCUGCGACGAAGAGGCCAAUGAACGAUCGGUGACGUUCAGUAGAGAGUUUGUUGCGGUGCUGGCGCUGCUGACCUUUGAGCACGCAGAAACGAUCGCCGGUGAUCUUGAGGCCUUUAGUAGGCAUGCCAAACGGAACACCGUCAAUGGAGACGAUGUACUGCUGCAAAUGCGAAACUCGCCGGAGAUCAAACAGCACCUCAGCGCAAUGCUGGAGACUAUCAUGACUGAGAAGAAAUCCGCGAUACAGAAGAGGAAGAAUAAGCCGCCUACUUGAUGCAUGUAUGCAUAUCAGCCUAUGCUGAAGUACCAGGAUUGCCACGAUUUGGCAAAUCUGCAGAUUUGGAGAACGUUCAUUCAAUCCAACGCAUUGGAUAAGGAGAGGAUGGUCCUGAACUCCCAGCAGCAUUAUCAUACAUAGUGAUUGUGUGCUUAACCUCAUACCAAGUAAAGCCCAAAAUCAUGAAUGUUCAUAUACAUGUCAAGGUGUAGGGGUCCAAAAUGUCAAUAGCUGAAGUGAACUCCAUCUCCUACUUGCAUGAGCAUCGCAAGUCUCCCAGAGCGGAGCAUUAUUCCGUAUUACGGGUCGAUGAGG
Sphaeroforma arctica JP610 is the source of this 914-nucleotide messenger RNA. RefSeq lists its product as hypothetical. Gene Ontology annotation, cellular component: Fanconi anaemia nuclear complex; FANCM-MHF complex. The transcript has 4 exons. Gene Ontology annotation, biological process: replication fork processing; resolution of meiotic recombination intermediates. Lineage: Eukaryota; Ichthyosporea; Ichthyophonida. The record is from RefSeq and is a predicted model, not a curated record. The coding region runs from base 159 to 596 and encodes 145 amino acids. Gene Ontology annotation, molecular function: chromatin binding; protein heterodimerization activity.